Messenger RNA from Sabethes cyaneus, 13878 nucleotides. Its product is annotated as homeotic protein female sterile-like. Gene Ontology annotation, molecular function: mRNA binding. Gene Ontology annotation, cellular component: nucleus; cytoplasm. Gene Ontology annotation, biological process: negative regulation of translation. The transcript is spliced from 4 exons. The record is from RefSeq and is a predicted model, not a curated record. Bases 546 to 5192 code for a protein of 1548 amino acids. Lineage: Eukaryota; Metazoa; Arthropoda; Insecta; Diptera; Culicidae.
UAGUGAAAAUCGAUUCGCAACGUUCGCUAGCAGUGCAGCAAUCGGUAGUAUCGUUUUGUAAAAAGUAGUUUUUAAUAUUUGUAUGCUAUAAAAUCAUAUCUAUUAAGGAGUAUUUGCGGGCCAUAAACUGCAAAAUUUACGAAAUCAUAUUUCUUCAAUCUGCUGUAAGUGUGCGUCGUGUACAGUAAGAAAACGAGUUCCAAUUUCCACCCAUCCUGUGUGUGCGUUCAUUGAGUAGCAGAAAGAAGGAAUAGAAAAACAUCUGUGAUACAAGUUCCGUGCGUACGAGUGAGUGAAAGGGGAAACAUUCAAGAUCUCGAGAAAACGAGGAAGAGUUUGCAUUAUCGUUUUUCGUUUUUGAAUAUAAAAGAGAGAGUGUGUACGUAAAGUUUGAACUGUCAAAUAGUCUUUAGUGUUAGUGAUACAACGUCAAAAAGGUGUAAAAAGAAACUUUUUCGUCCAUCGCCGAACAAACGAAGCAAACGCGAAGAAAAUCAGCAGCGAAAGUGAUAUCCGUGGGUUGAGUCGACGACUGAGACGGAAUAAUGUCGGAAUCAAUAUCGAUGGAGUUGCAAUCGUCGAUGCUGCUCGAAACUUUACGGCAAACACCGACUAUACAGGAACAUCAACAAAAAGACAGCGGCGGAAGUAAUUUAACCACUGUUUCUGGCGAUGAAAAAGGAAAGGGAAAUUCCUGUUCCUCACUCCCAUCAUCCGACAGUGGCGGUGGUGGUGGUGCUGGAAAUGUAGGUAAUUCAGAUGGAAACAGUGAAAAAAGUGCAUUCGAAGCUAUGGAUCCGGCAAUUCUAUCCGCUACGGCACCGUCAGAAUUGGCACCAAGCGAUGGUGGAGAUGCCAAUAAUGAAAAGCUUUACUACAAAAGGUAUUCGGUAAACCAGCUGCUAGCACUUCGUAAUGUAGAGCUUUCCAAGAAAAAACCACCCUGCAUGAAGGAACCAAAGUCGGAAAAGCAUGCCAAAAUGUUCUUGAUGUUGGUUAAACAUUCGGAACCGCCGUUUGACGAGGAAAGUGGUAAUCCAUCAUCAUCUGCUGGAAAUUACGGAAGAAAUCGUGGUGUCUAUUCAUCGACUAAUGGUGGUGGUUCGAGUGGUGGAAGUGGACCCGCGACCAGUGGAAGUAAUGGAGGUGUCGGAACGGGUAGAAUGGAAAUGCGUAGAUCUGGUGGUUUGGAUAUACGUGACCCAAAAGAGAGAUUACGUAAAGAGGAUGGCAUUGUUCUUUCGCCUCAGCGCAGAUCUUUCAAUAUGGGUUGUCAGAUGCCCGCUGCCCCUGCCAGCGGCACGAACAGUCUCUCUAUCGGAAGCAGUUUGCUUCGGAACGAGCGAGAUAUUCUGGGCGGACGAGAACGGCGUAUUGGAAGCGGACGGAUUUUGUCACGAGAUGUCUCUUGGGAUUACCGUCCCGAUAAGGAUGUUAGUGAGAGCAAUGAUUUCCGUUCGUCCAAUAAUCUCGGCUUUCGCGAUCGUGAUCGGGAUGCACGUGAUUCUAGAGAUUCCCGUGAACCGCGUGAAAGGUCGGAACGCGAAAAAGAGUUCCGAAAAGAUUUUGACCGAGACCGCGAACGAGGCGGAGAUGAACGUUUUGAACGCCGUCAAAUUACUAGAGGAGAUCACGAUCGCAACGAGAAAGAUACUCGCCCAUCGCGCGUAUCGCGCUAUUCAAGUUCCUUCGGUUCCAACAAUGACUCCCACGGAAACAAUAACUACCAUUCCAACAGUUAUUCGUCUAAUCAUUAUCACUCCAAUCACCACGAACGUCGCAGACAGUACAGCGAUACUAAGGAUGAAGAACCAGAGUGGUUCAGUGAACCUACAUCCCAACACGAUACAAUAGAAUUGCGUGGUUUCGACGAUCCAUUACCGGAAGAAGACUCUAAAUCGGACAAAGAUAACAACCCUGAAGAGGGGAAUGCUGACCGCUUGGAUGCUAAGCCAUCGGAUAAGUCGGAUUCCAAGCUAAAACAAUUGACUGCAAAUCAAAAUGACAAAAAUAAUAAUCCCGAUCUACCACCGACCGACAGUGGGAACGAUAAUCAAACCGCAACGAAAGCGGCUUCCCCCGGAAACUCACUGCAGCAGGAUCGAACUCCUGGCGAUGGAGCUAGCGAAGGAGGACCAGGCAAAUCUGCCACUUCCUCCGCAGUAAAUCCGCUGGGGUUACCCGCUGGCGCCACCAACUCCAACGCAAUCGGGCAGUCGAAAAUAACGGACGACGAUUUCAACUUUGAGGACUUUAUUGUCAAUAUUGACAAUAAUUUGCUUUACCCGGACAUGCCCAGCAAAGAAAGUGGUGGUAGCGGAGGAUCACGAUUUUCGCAAUGGUUUCGCCAAGAGCCAUCACAGGCGCAAACUUCGCAACAAUUGGGACAACAAUCCCAAUCACAGCAAAAAUCGCAAUCUCAGUCUAAUCCUCACUUUGACAGCCGACGUUCAUCGCUGCAAGAUGAGAUUAAUAACAUGAUUAAUGACUUCACAUCCAGCGGACUAGACGAUCAUAUUCCGGACUCGAAUUCAAGCAAAUAUUUUGCUCCGAUAUCUCCGGCAGCAAACACAUCUUCCAAUUCGUUACUAGAACUGUUCCAACGUAGUGAAAAGCAGCAGCAUCUGCAACAUCGUGAGCGGGACAGAGAACAACACCAGCAGCAGCAGCAACAACAUGGUCAUCCCCUGCUAGGCAACCAUCCGGCGAAUCAUCCGGUUCUUCAUCACCAGCAACAACAACAACAACAACACCAUCAGCAAAUUCAGAAUCGCAACCUACAGCAAAUGCUUGGUGUCACUGGUGGAGGAAACAUGGGCGGUCAUGGACCCCUGGGACCUGUUCCAAAUAGUGGACCAAACGUAGGACAAAUCCAUAGCGUUGAAGAGCUUGAAGCUCGUUUUCGGCAAAAUGAUGUUGAGAAUAGUAACCGCAAUGCUCCGAAUACUGGUCCAACAAUCCCGAGAUUAAUCACACCAACCACAAAUGUUGACCAGCAGCAUGAGCGUGAUAUGAAUGCUUUCAAGAAACUCUUAGCUUCAAUUUCUGAAAAUCAGCCACACCCAACGCAUAAUGUACAACCUCCGGCGGGUGCUCAUCCGUCCCAUCAUCCAGCAGCCGUCAACCAUCCGGCGGCUGUUGGCCUAUUGCACCAACAACAGCAACAAAAUGAAUUGUUACAAAAAAUGCUGCAUUUGAAACAAAUCCACCAUUUACCCGCAAACGAUACCCGUCAAGCGGAAAUUCUCAAACGCCCGGAAGCUCAGGCUUUGCUGCAUGGGGUUGCUCGUGGAGAACUGUCGCAGCAUAACCUCUGGCAGCAGCUGGCCAAUCCAGCAACCGCGCAGCCUCAUCGCGAAAUCCUGUCAUCCGUCUUAAGCACCUUCAAUACCAGUCCUCGUGUAGUUUCGCCAAAUAUUUUGAUUCAGCCCAGCCCCGGUGGCGGCGCCGUUCCACUGCUACCACCGCAAGCUACCGUACCGCCAACUGCGGCAGCGGCCGCGGCAGCCGCAGCAGCAGCCGCUGCAGCUGCAAAUAAUGCCAAUCUACUGUUUCAACAUCACUCCAAGCAGCAGAUGCGUCUUUCUCCACUACCCAACGGCAUACCGCAACGCAUCCCGUCACCACGCGAGUUGCAAUUUCACACACAGUCGAUUAUGCAGAAUGCUCUGAUUCGCAAAAAGUUGGAAGAACAGCGAGAAAAUUAUCGUAAACGUCAGGAACAGCAGCAGCAGCAAAACCGCAAUCAACCGGAGACAAGCUCAUCAUCUUCAACGGCAUCCACCAAUACGACAACAACGGCAGGCGCUAUCUCCGCCAACUCUUCAACACCUCAGACCGGAAAUCAUUCGAAUGCCAACUCAUCCACUACGACAAUGGUUAGUUCUGCAUCAGCUGGUUCCACCAUCACUACUCCAGCAAUAGUGAAUGCGAUUAGUUCGCCCGCAAAACAAAAUCAAGGAUCCCACUCGCAGCACACAUCCUCACCAACCCCGCUAGCCUUCACACCAACCUCUGUCCUUCGUAAGAUGACGGCGGAAAAAGAAACCGAUCAACUGUCAUCCAACAGCAACAUUCUGAACGCAGGCAAUGCGGCUGCGAACAGUCACCAAAACGAACGUCCACUGAUCGGAGCAAACAGUCACAAUCCAAACCCGAUCUUGAUGGGUCCAAACAAUCCCUUGAACCAGCAGCAACAGCAACAACAAAGAAAUUUCAACGCACUGAUUGGUCAACCCCCACCCAUGCAACCGACACCGACACAGCCUCAAGGACCGCCUCCACAAUUACCCCCACCUCAUCAUCACCAUCCCCACCACCAUAUGGGUGGACCAGGUCACCUUCCCAAUCCAUUGGCUUCGCAAAUUUCCCAACAGCAGACUCCUCCACAGCAGCCUCAAUCCGCACACCAGCAACAGCAGCAGCAGCAAAUGCGUGGCAACCAUCCACCACCAGCCGGUGGACUGCCUGGCAAUAUUCCGUGGAAUCUUAAACAACCGCACCCAGGUCAACAAAUUACCCCAAUUCCGAAGCCUCAGGGAAGGCCAAUUUUGAAAGGAGGGAACACUCAACCGCAGCCGCCGCAGCAGCAACAGCAACAUUCUUCGCCAAUGGCUCAAAUAGCAUUUGCUUCAAACCUAGAAUUUCAGCAGCAAAUGCAGCAGUUCCAAAGCCGCAGUGGCAACCCAAUUCUUGGAGCACACCAGCCGCCCCAACAGCAGAUGUUACAACAACAACAGCAGCAGCAGGCGCAGCAGCAACAACAACAGCAGCACGCUCCGCACCAGAAUCCAAUGAACCCGCAUUUACAACAGCUACUUCAGCAACGUCAGCAUCAGCAGCAGCAACAGCGCGCCAUUCGUAAUCAACACAUGCAACAGGUUCCGCCCUCGUUCCGCAUGGGUCCCCAGCAGCAGCAGGCUCAGCCUGGUCAGCAUCCACUGCAAGGGCCACAACAGCAGCAGCAAGCGCCACCACAGCAGCCACCGCAGCAAGGUGGCUCCGGAAUCAUCAACUAUAAUCGUGAUGGCGCUCUCUCACCCACCAGUAACCAGCUGGCCCGCUGGUUCUCACCGGAACUGCUGGCUCAAGCUUCGGCCGGAAAGCUUCCUUCGCUCAACAUCAGCCAGGCUAUGAGUCUGGAGGAGUUCGAGCGCAACAUGCAGCAUUCCUCGGCUACGGUGCAUAACUGAACUUUAGCACGGCCGGUGAAUUUUUCACCGACUAAUAACGUUCCACAGCUGCAACAACCUCCGCCGCAGCCUCCCUGGAUCAGCGGGCCCGCGAUGCAACGAAUGUUAGAUUUACGACGGCAGAAUAGCUGCGUUACUAGCACUACCGCCAAUAAUAACAACAGCAGCAGCAGCAACAACAACAACAGUAACAACAAGUUCUCCUGCCGGCCCACUGAGUAAGUAAAAUUUACUAUGAUUGUCUAUCUAUAGAACCGCGCUACAAAAAGUCCACUAUCGCUUACACGUUUUUUGAAACAAAACCGAAGAUUAAUUCAGAAGACGCCAAGAUUAAUGGGAAUAAAUAUUGCAUAUGGUUUAGGCAAACAUCCAAAAAGCGCACUCAAUACACGUAAAAUAUAUGGCAAAUCCCGCUGUAGACUUUUGGGAAAAAUAUGUAUAGACAAAAGAUCAAUUCCUCCCGCCUCUGCUCUUCGAACAUGUAUUUUGACUCGUUCUAGUUAGAUAGAUAGCUCUUAUCAAAUGUCCACAAAUGCAUUCACAAAUUGGUGUGUGUACCAAUAAGACAAAACAAGCAAAAAAAAGAUCACCUGUCGCCAGUUGGACAGGAUUUGUACAAGUCGUUUGAAGUUGUUAAGUGUUUCUGCUUUGUCAAAUUUUUGUCUUAUAAGAUAACAUUUAGAAGUUGGAGAAAAUCGUUGGAAAGGAAGCAUGAGUUUUGUUUUCUAUACCGUUUUAUAAUCAACUUUUUGUUUUGGUGUCGCUGGGAAGUCAGUCUACUGGCUUUACCAGCUACGCUGGGUCAUCGUAAUAAUGGCUAGAACUUCUUUUUUUUUUGUAAACGGAACUAAAUUUUUCAUUGAUUAUAUUGCGAAAGAUUUUCUAACACAGUGAACUAAAUAAAAUGGGCUUUGAUUGUGGCAGCAAUAGUAAAUCGUCAUCAUCAGAUACUCUGCAAGCAUUUACAUUGUAGAAAUAGUUAAACGCCAUAGAAUUUAUUUGCUCUCAAUUACAGUAUGAAAUAGGUGUGAUGUCAAUUUUUAAUGUAGUUUUUAUUGUUGACGAAAGGAGAACACUUUUCUUCAAUGAUUUUUAUGGAAUUAGAAGUUGACGAAAAGUGAGUUCGGAAGUGGGAUUCUUCAACUGAAGAAUUGGCAAAAUGGCUAGUUGAAGAUUUUCAAGCCAUGCCAUGGAAACUUCCUAGUCGAGCGGUUAAGAGCACAGGAGAUUUCGUCGAUAAAUUAAAAAAAAAUCUGGCAAUAUUAGGGUUGACGAAUUGAUUAUUUCUUUUGUUGUAGCUGCGUUGCUCUACAAUGUUCCAGAGAAUGAAGUUUUGUCUCUUUUCGGAGAAUUAGGAUUCGGAAUUAGAAUUUAUAUUCGAGACUGUAAGAUUGUAUGGUUAUAGUAAAAGGACCAUACAAGCGAUUCUCAAUAAAAAGAGAAGAACCUAAUACAACCGAAAAGCUUUUACAACAUAUUUCUGGAGUGGAUAAAGCGAACAAUCAAAAAUGAUUACCCGUAUCAUUUCAUGUCCAAAGUAGCCGAACACAGUGUGAAGGAGAACCAUCCAAUAUCUCGUGAAAUUUGCAGUAGCUCAGAUUCUUGCUCUUUUUGUAAAUUGAAGAUGGAAUGGUUUGUAUCUUCCACUUAAUCCUCCUGUAACGGCACUUUUUCCCACCAAAUAUUGGCUAUUAUCCAGUUCGGCACACUAGUCAAUGCAAUUCUGCCCUCUUUAAUGACUCACUUCAUAGAUUGGCCGACGCCACCCCCAACGGCCUUACUGUUUUUUAGCCAGCCAAUUUUCUCCUUUUCCUGCUAUAGAUCGUAACCUAUCGGCAGUAUUCCAAAGGUUUCCUGUAAUGGCUUCAGUUUAGGUGAGUUUCUCCCCGAUUACUCCACGUGUGAUGUACAAAAUGCAACAGCACGUGUAUUUUACUGCCUUAUUGGUCCAUGUCCGGCUCGUUGGUCCGGGGACACCUGACGUCAACGAUGAAAUCUCUCUUAUGAACUUUGAUCAACGUGCCCACCCGAAAAGCUGCGGUUUCAGCAAUAUAAGCUAGCUGAGGUGAACUGACAAAGAUGAUUUAGCUUCUAUGUUGGAUUACAUGCUUAAUAAUGCUGAUACAAUUUCAGUCAGCCUCAGAGUUAAGAGUUGUUCAAAAUGUUCAGCCUUCAGCCCAUCUUUUUAGCGUCUUAGCAUUCAGCUAAGUAUCCAAAUCCAAAAGGUGACAAGAAAUGGGGUCCCUCCACAGUCUUCAAUCAUAUCAUACUGAAUUCUGUUGUCGUCAUCGUCGCCAUCUGCAUAGAGCCGGGGUAGCUACUUUAAGCAGUCGUCUUAAUUCAAGUCGAUCAUGGGCCACUCGUCGCCAAUUCCGCUGUCGUCUCAGUAAUCGCAAAUCGCUUUCGAGUUGAUGGAGAAAUCUUGCACGGUGGGUCCCCCCCCCCCCCUGUUCGUGGUGUCAGUGGGGUUGGUGAUGAGAACUGUUUUUGUUCCACUGCCGCUCCACAGAUGUGCUUGGAAUCUCUCCAAACAGUGCCUGUAGCUCGUGGUUCAUACGCCUCCGAUCCACUCCGGUUUCAGCUUGUACCCCGCUAAAUAUUUCACUCGAACACGACAAGGGCGCAGAUGUCUUUCGUGAACAUCGCCACAGCUUCAAAUUCUUAAAGAACUAUCGGUCUAAUGAUGGUUUUUGUCGUCGCCGUUAGCAGUUAGCAUCUGUGAGAGGCGCACGUUUACCUCCUUUGAGCCUGUUCCUUUCAAGUUUUUAGUCUUCGGUGCAGUUAUUUUGAGCCCAAUCUUCAUAGACCCCGCUUUCAGUCGGCCUAGAUUGCCUCCGCCGUCGCAAAGCUCUUGGCUAUAAUGAUGAUAUUAAAGUCAUUUGCGAAGCCUAUGAGUUGGCUACUUUUAUUGAAAAUCAUACCUCUUGCUUCGAAGCCCGCUCGUCGUACCACAGAAUGAAUAGCAUGCAGGAUAAGCCGUCAUCUUGUCUCAAUCCUCACCGUAGGUCGAAGAGACUCGAAGGUCAGUUCGUCCGGAAAACUGUGCUCGUUCUGCCAUAACUGGUCCCUUGAGGAAAGUACCUUGUAAGAAACGUUUACCAGCGUUAUGCUGCGAUAUUUGCAGCAGUCAAGCCGAUCAUCCUUUUUGUAGAUGGGACAAACAGCUGCUUCCAUCCAUUAGUCCGAUAGCUUCUCGCAGUGUAAAGCUGCUAUUAGCGUCUCUCGGUCAUGUUUGUCAAGAUCUGCUUGUUGGCGAUCCUUUACGGCUUAGCUUUGUAGGUCUUCGGUAUUCCAAUUUCUCGUUUGACUUCCUGGAGAUCAUGCGCAUUCCUAGGAUAACUUCCGUUCCACCUCCUUCUGCAACUUCGCCAUUCUACCUGUCGAUCGGCUUACUCUUGAUUGUGAUCAGAUUCCCUCCUUCAUCCCAUAUCAGUUUUCGGUAGGUUACCCCUAACAAUCUUAGUUCACUUUCUCGUAAAACCUACGCUUGUCAUUAGCUCGGAAUAGUUGUUCCAAUCCUUUACCUCCUUCUGGCACUUUUUACUCCUCAGGAUCGUAGUCAAUUGGUGCCUUGCUCGUCGGUACUUGACCAAGUUCUCCCUGGCGUCAAUGCUCAGAUCAUUUUUAGGGUCAUUUUUUCCUCUCCGCCGCUAGUUGGCAUUCCCCAUCAAACAAAUCAUUCAGUAUAUUUCGGUGAUCUUCACCUAGUACCGCAGUACCGACCUCUCUAUUCUGCCUCAACCGUCGUCGAUGGUUGAAGCAACUUACUCCUUUUUUUUCCUUUCCUGUAGAGCCAUAUCACAACUGCAUCCAUUGAUAUGGACUAUUGUUGUAUGACCCAUGUUUGAUUUGGUGCUAGUCAAAUAUCCCAUCACAAUUAAGGUGUGAAGAACUUACUCCUUGAAAGAAGGCAGUGCCUCAUCCAGUAUUUGAGCGUAGUUCUGGACAGAUUGCGGAUUAUGUAGCUGCCUAAUGUUCAGCCGACGAGGACGGCUUUGACUGGUAUACGGUUGACAGUUUUGACCGCUCAUAUAGUGCUGCUUGGUAAUGGCCAGAGUUAUCCGCAACCCGUAGGGAACGUAUGUUUGUGAUGUUAGAGAAGAACCGGCCAUCUAUGAGAACGUGGUCAAUCUGGUUUUUUUGUACGAUGGUCAGGUGAUCCAGGAGGCAUUGUGAAUAUCUUUGCGCUUCAAAGUAUGUUCUCAGUUCGUUAGUAAUUCAAUCAUUCUGACAACGCUGGCUCUUUUCUUCCAAACCGCUUCUCCUUUGCAACACGUUUCCUACAGCAGAGCUACGAUGCCAACUUUGCGGGGUUCAAGCUGUUCGAGCAGCACCUGGUCGCCACAUAGAUCUACGAAAUUCAGCGAUCCGCAGUUCUAAGUAUCAAGUUUCCAUUCAUCGACCUUGUUUCGUCGUUAGGGUCAAUGCCGAAAAUUUCAAUGCGUGUUUGCUUGAAUGUACGUAGUACUCAUCGUUUAGGUAGGUUGCCUUACUAGGGCCACGGUGCCAAAUGUCGUGAUGGGACUCUCAUCUUAGCUUUAGUGCCGAGACAUCAUGUUUCCUAAGUCAACUACCCACACCGGGUCAGAUGCUGUUGUGUGCCGCUCUCUCCUAACCUGUAGUUCUGGCGCUCACUGGGUUUGGGAAUGUAGAACCGUCAAGAGUCACCCCUGACAUGAAGACAGACGCUCAUGGCUAGUAGGGCUUCUCCUCGUACUGACACUUCGUAUGAGUGUCUCCUUCCCUGUCCGUAUACGACGUUAAUUUCCAACAGGGUGGGUUACUGCAUCUCCACAAAGGUUCUUCGUAUUCCGGCUCGUACCACGAGGUACUGAGAUCCACUGUAGGGUCUAUUUUAUUCCGCAGGUGCGCGAGGCAGGGAUGGUUCGAUCACGUUGACUCAAUUUUAAUUCAUUUGACAACACCGUUUCAGCCGCGCAAAAUUUGACAAAGUUAUAUAUGGGACAUUUGUAGAACUAGUUAGUAUCUACAAUUUUGCUGAAUAAAGUUUUGCUGUAAAGCAUGGUACUGGCUCCAGGUGCGUAAUGAAGCCUCUUGCCUGGUUCUAGACGGCGAGAUUGGUUGAAAUAUAGUAAGCGCAUGAAUAGCAAAAACUGUGAAAACUUCAGCAGCAUAGAUAAUAAGCAGUUUGCUCACUCUUUUCGCUCAUAAGUCCACUCUCUCUUGCCGAGAUGAACUAUCUAUUUUCAACAAUCGCUUAAGGUGCAGUGUCACACAUAUGUAUUCGAACAAAAACAAAAACAACAACAGCUUAGUAGUGUAAUUGGUUAAACAACACGCUCAACUAGAGAUUGGGAACUGUGAGUUCGACUCUCACCUUUGCCAAGUCUAUAUUUUUGGCCUAAUACCAAGAAUUUUCAGUUUGCCUGAAUCUACAUUUUUCGCAUUAAGCAUUUAUUCUUCCCCAACAACAAAAACAAAGUCAUAAAUUUUUGUAAAUAAAGGCUUUAUUUCGAAUUUUAGUUUUAGAAGUUGUUUACCCAUAGAUACAGAACGCAACAAACAAACAUUACUCUGUUGAAUCGCCUUUUGCGACGAAUACGCUCUCAAACAACCUUUUUGACCUCUGCAGCUCUAACACUUCGUUUUCCUCCGAUUGUUUACGGUUUUCAACAGAUCCCGUCUUGACAAAUUUUUCUCCUGUCCAAAUCCUCUUUUUAUGCCGACAUGUUUUAGGUCACGAAAAACAGUGCCGUAUGUAGCACCGUUUCGGAAUUUAUUUAUUACCAACGACCGUAACUCAAACAUGGCACGUGCACACCGAACGAGACACAAUACGGAAAUGAAACUACGUCAAGUAAGAUUUAAGUCAUGAUGACUCACACACAUGAUCUUUGUUUGAUUGGACCAAUUGUGUAUGUCGUUACAAGCAUAAAAUGAUUUUUGUUCGAAUAUAUAUAUAUAUAUGUGUCACACUGUACUAUCGUUUUUUUCAACAGUAACUUCGCGUAACUUUUCAAAGGGACUUAAGUAACAUUGAGAGACUCUCUUUGGUCUCACUUCCUUUCGAUUAUUACGGCGACAUUAAUGCAUUUUAACAAAAGCUAUCUUGACGAUUAGCUAGCUUGUGACAGCAGCAACCGAUUUAUGCAAGGCUGAUGUUUUAAAGUGCAUUUGCAUUGCCGUGGCAACCGAAAGAGAAGAGGCACAAAGAGAAUAUCUCAUUGUUACUUAGGUCCUUUAGAAAAGAUACGCGAGAGUUCAUAAAGAGAAUAGAAACCAAAUAAGUUUGUCAUCGGAAAUGAAUUUGUGGUAUGGUAACGUACCAACUAUUUCAUACUGUAUAAUCAAUAGAUGGUCAAAGUCACCACUAACGAUCAAAGUAUGAUUGCCAAGUAGCAACUCGAGUUUUAUUGCACUCUUAUUGCCAGUUUAGUGAUCAACUUUAAUUACUGUAACUGUUAUAAGGGCGCAGUAAAACCUAUAUUGUUACUUGGGUUAUUAAAGUUUGUGUAAAAAAGCUCAUAACAUGUAAAAAUUUAACAAAAAUUCAUUUUUUAUUUGUUUCUUAACGCCACUUUACUAAAUUUAUAUAAAUCUGACGCUAGUUUUCUGGCUCAGAACCACAGCAAAAAUUUGUGUCCGUUCAAUAUUCAUUUGGCUGUGUGUUUAAUGUAUAAAACAUUGUUCGAAAAAUGGCAUGUAGAUGGUGUUGUCGUUUUUGUGUAUAGAUCUUUACUGCAUCAGCCAAGAAUAUUUUUUGUUUUGGAAAUUGCUUGUAUUAAAGGUUUGGCAAGCCAUGCAUUAUCCAUCAUUGGAAAGAUUAUCCAAUAAUGCUUGUUGUGUACAUAUGUGUAGGAUAAAAAAGCAUUGCAAAACUGUAAAACAUUUAAACAACUCCAGCUCGGGAGUCGUUAUGCCUCUCUCGAUGUACAUCAUAGAAAGUUUACAUCGAUUAUGCGCAUGGGAAUAAAUGAGGACAUUUGUAAUAGUAUAAAAUGAUAGAGUAAAAGUAGGUUACUUAUUCUUAAAAAAAAAAACUAGAGCUUGGAUAUUCUACAAUUGUGAGCUCUAAAAUGAUGACCGUACAUUAAAGGAAAACCUUAAUCAGUUUAACUGUCUAAAAGAUAAAGCGAUAGUGGUUGUUAAAAGAAACUGUGAGAUGCUAAACUAAACUAUUGACAAAAAGAAACGGGUUCACAUUACAUACAUUUGGCAAUUAAGAAACACUUUCCAAUAUCCACUGUAACUGUUUGUACUCCGUCUUCUAAUCUAACAAGUGUUCGUACGUCUCAAACAGCAAUCUUGUCCAUUGACUGUUGUACAUAACUGGAAAGGAUUCUUAGUAUCAGUAUGACUAUUGCACUAAAUUCUGUACGCUAUUUGCCGCCAAGUCAGUUCCAAAAGCAAAAUAUAGUGCCAAGGUGUUGUUGCUUUGCUUUGAAUUGGCUUUCAAUGCAGCAUAUUCACAUGAAGCAAGAUAACCUUUACACAUUAGACAUUUUUUGAGACUGUAUGUAACUUGUUUGUUACAGUUCAUAGGGAAAUUACCGAUUACGGACGGACGGACCGGUUAAUGUUCGAAUAUUGUGCAAAUGUGAACCCCGUGGCUAACGGUAGGAAGGUUGUGUUAUUAAAGGAAUAAUAAAGGCUAGAUAAAUCGGUAUUUGCAGUCGAUCUGUUACCAACUGCUAUUGAAUGUUGCGCCCUAUUGUAUAGCAACGAUUCGAAUUAAACACAAACAUUACAUAUAUUCAACAAAAAAACUGAUGUAAUUAAACGCAAACUGUGUCGUGUAACGGUUAUGUGUUAUGUGUACCAACAAAGCAAAAAAAAAUGCUGAAGCAGUAGCAUGUGUACAUCAAAGUACUAUUCGAUAAAAUUAAUUGUGUAAGACAGUUUACUCGUUUUAUCACUAGAAUAGAAGAAAAAUACAGUUUAUUUGUUUCUGUACAGGUGCAUGUGAUUCCGAUAUACUAUCAUAAAAUAUUUUUGUUCGUAACGUCGUAUCUUGAUAUGCCCAAGCAUAAUCUUCAGUUAUACUGUAACCCUCGACUAGAUAUUUCCGGGAUAACUUGGCCCUAUUUAUCUGUUUUUGAUUGUGAUUCAAAACCAUACUGUUAAGUUCUCAACUAAAUUAAAAAAAUAAACUAUUUUAUUGAAACAAUCUUGUAACCUUCCCCUUAGGUUAUAGCCGUAACUAUUAGCUGUUUAAGCCUGAUCGACCUAGACAACAUUUAGCUGAUAAGCAAAAAUAAUAAUCUAAAACUAAAGUUAUAUUCAUAAAAGUCACGAUAUUAAGAUCGCUGUAUAAUAGUGAACGAUAGAGUAGCAGAAAGAAGACACAUGAACCUAUAAAUGAGAACGCUAUUAAACAGAAACAAAAUGCAUAAACCGCAAAACAAACCGCAAAAACACUUGGUUUAUAAAUAGAAACAACGCCGCUAGUAGAGGACUGUGUGUAGUUUCGUAAAAAAACAUUCAAGCUGAAGCUACUAGUACUACUACCGCAUAAGCUACAACGCUGUUUAAAGCAGCAACCAAACACUUAAACCUUCAGUGAAAAAAACAUAAACUGAGCAUGUAAAAAAUAAAAGUGUUGUUUGGUGGUAACCUACAAAAAAAAACUAGAAAAUGGAAAGCAAACGUUUAGAAACUACACAAAAAAAAGUAAAUGCUAUGCAAGUUGAAGAAAAAAAGAGAAAAAUAAUUAAACUAUUAUAUG